This is a messenger RNA of Harmonia axyridis, 1627 nucleotides long. RefSeq names its product proton-coupled amino acid transporter 2-like. The coding region runs from base 126 to 1481 and encodes 451 amino acids. Lineage: Eukaryota; Metazoa; Arthropoda; Insecta; Coleoptera; Coccinellidae. Gene Ontology annotation, molecular function: amino acid transmembrane transporter activity. The record is from RefSeq and is a predicted model, not a curated record. Gene Ontology annotation, biological process: amino acid transmembrane transport. Gene Ontology annotation, cellular component: vacuolar membrane. The transcript is spliced from 8 exons.
UUUUCUCAAUGUUAUUCUGUGUUCCUACGUUACGUUGACAUAACAUUCUUUGAGGUGAAAAUAAUGUAUGAUUCAUCAUAAUUUGCAUUUUUACCCUAAAGAUAAGGGAAUUAACAGCAUUAAAAAUGUCCAGAACUCCAAUAAGUGUUUCCAGUAGUUUACCAUCAAGAAGUAUCUCGCCAACCAAAAUCUUCUCAUAUGUCAAAGGGCGUCAAGGACCAAUCAGAGACAGACCAGGAACUUCAUAUUGUGCAACUUUGAUGCAUCAUGUAAAAGGGAAUAUUGGAACUGGAAUUUUUGCCAUGGGAGAUGCGAUGAAAAACGGAGGUUUGGUCAUGGGACCUGCUGGUCUAACCUUUUUAGGAUUCCUUAAUCUGUAUUGCCAACACCAACUGGUGCAAGCAGCUGAUCAAGUAGCUUUUAACCAUGAUUACAAUGUGAAACCGGACUACGCAGAAACCGUGAUGGUAGGAUUCAUGGAUGGUCCUGAAAGAACGAGGAAUCUUUGUUUCUUCAUGAAAAGACUUGUGAAUACUUUUCUGAUCAUUACUGAGAUGGGAUUCUGUUGUGUAUAUUUGGUUUUUAUCGGGGAGAGCUUAGAAAAGAUUUUAGCGAUAUACGGUAUUCAUGACUUCAGUACGAGAUUGUUAAUAUUGUUCACUGUUCUACCGAUUUGGCUCUUGACUUUGAUGAAUAAUCUAAGGGUGCUAGUUCCUGCUUCACUAGUGGCGAAUAUCUUUACAUUCGCUGGCUUGCUGAUCACUCUUUAUUACAACUUUGUGGAUAUACCGGACCCGUGGAGAUUGCCUCUGAUUGCAGAUUGGCACAAAAUACCCUUGUUCUUUGGAACUGCAAUAUUUUCAUUCGAAGCUAUCGGAUUGGUUCUUCCGAUGUACAACGAAAUGAAGAAUCCUAAACAUUUCAACACUUGGUAUGGUGUGAUGAACAUUGGUAUGACGUAUGUCAUCGUUAUGAAUACAGUGGUUGGAGCAUCGUCAUACAUUCGAUGGGGUGAAGAUAUAAAAGCAAGUGUGACACUUAAUCUACCAGCAGAAGUAGAAAUUUUAGCUCAAUUAGUUGUAAUACUCAUAGCAAUCUCUGUUGCUUUCACCUACAUUCUACAAAUGUAUGUUGCAUUCAUGAUUAUGUUUCCAUGGAUAUAUAGAAAAUUUGGACCGUUCCGGUUUCAAUAUUGGGUUGAAGUCUUAUUCAAGACGUUCUUAUCAGCAAUAGCUUAUAUCCUCGCUGAAACGAUACCUUAUCUUGGAGAGUUUAUAUCCCUUGUCGGUGCAAUUGGUGGUACCUCGCUAGCACUGGUAUUUCCACCUUUGCUGGAACUGGUAACUUUCUAUGAGACCAUCGGAUGCUUUGGGAUAUUCAAGAACAUUGUUAUCUUAGCAAUAGGUUUUACUGGAAUUGUAACAGGAACAUAUGCGGCAUGUAACGAAAUCUUUCUGAAAUUUAUGGAGAGUCUUCACUGAAACGAAAUCGAUGAAAGAACAGUUGAAAACUUGACAGAGAUCGCGAUCUAAAACCGUUCUAAACGUAUAUUUAAUCAAUUCUACAGCAUAGCACAUUAUAUACUUUUGUUUUGAAUGGUAAUUUUGAAUAAAAACAUAUAUUUCCA